AUGUUACUAUCAAACUUAGUGAUAUUCCUAUCGCUACUCAUAGCAUCAGUGCGAGGCGACACCAGCUACACUCCAGAUAUAACAACUGUCACCAGCGACCAUGUCGCUAGGGAAAUUAGAUACUUUGAUGAUUCGUCAAACGUACUUUUACUUCGUCAAACAACACUUUCGAUAAGUUUUGAUGAUGGUAAGCUGUUUGAAAAAGUGAAAACUAUAUCUGAGCCCGUUGUGUAUUUCCAGAUGGAUCCAUUUAACCGGAAUCGUGCCUUUGCCUUCACCUUGUCUGAGAAUCAAUACGUUACCGAAGAUAAAGGUCGGAAUUGGAGAAAGUUUAAAGCUGACCUUCAUAUUGAUGAAAACUCAAACUCAUUCCCUCAAAUUUCAUUCAAUGUUGCUAACCCUGAUUAUUUGAUGAUUUCAAGCUACAAGUGUCCUCCUCAGGAACCUUUUACUUUUAGAUGUAAGCAAACUUAUUAUUAUACUAAGGACGGCUUCAAAUCUGUUAAGAAGCUCCCACUUGAUGGUGCUCAUAUUUGUAAGUUUGUUAAAUCCACAAAGACGUUUAAAGCAGAUAAGGAUGAAACUAUCUUGUGUAUUACUAAUGAUAUAAACUCCUUUGGUCAUGUUGUUGCGUCACAUUUAUACAAAUCAGACAACUUCUUUAGUGAUAAGCAAGAGAUAACCCUUGGCAAACAAUCCGAUUCGGGGAUUAUUAUUGAUAUUAAAGUUGAAGAAACUUUCAUCAUUGCCAUUGUCAACUUAGAUAAGUUCAAUGAAAAAUCACGAGUUCAUUUGUAUAUUUCUAAAGAUGGACAAACUUUUGCUAAAGCAGAUUUAGAGAUUGAUGUCAAAUAUGGUGUUAUGUCGUUCUUACCUUCGUCCGCAUCAUCCCUUUUCUUUCAAAUUUUACAAUAUUCAAAUGACAAGUUCCAAGCUUCAAAGUUGUAUUCCUCCGAUUCAUUUGGUUUGCAUUAUACUACUGAUUUGGAACAAAUCGCCGGUGGAAACAUUCAGAAGGUUGAAAACAUCGAUGGAGCGUGGAUUGCAAACGUUGGUGUUGACAAGAGUGACAACAAUGACGAUGAAUCACUGGGUAAAUCUGUUUUAGAUUACCUUGUCGGUGGAAUAUUCUCAAAGAAUAUAAUUACCAAAUACUCAUUUAAUGAUGGUCGUGAAUGGAACCUUUUAAAGUCCACUAAUGAAGACUGUAAAAUCAGUUCCGGGUGUUCUGUACAUCUUUGGGAAUACUCUGAGCUUGACGGUGAAGGAAAAUUCGUUACUGGCCCAACCCCGGGUAUAUUAAUGGGGGUUGGUAACACCGGUAGUCAUUUAAACAAGGAUUUCCUGAAAUUAAGAACAUUUGUAUCUCGUGAUGGUGGUGCUUCUUGGACUCAAGUUCUUGAUUUCCCUACAAUUUUUUCGUUUGGGGAUCAAGGAAACGUUAUUGUUGCUAUUCCUUUCGGAGGUAAAGGCAGAAUGAAACCUAGUGACAAAGUUUACUAUUCGUUAGAUCAAGGUAAGUCAUGGAACAACGUUGAUUUGAAAAAUCCAAUUUACCCAUUGGCUGUAUUGACUACUAUUGAUGGUACCUCCCGUAAUUUCCUUCUUGCUGGUGCUACCUCCGAGCGUACUGAAGUAAUUUAUACUCUUGAUUUUACAAAAGCAUAUGAUGGGGUUACUUGUAAAGAUGAUGCAUAUGAAGAAUAUUAUGCCAGAAGCAUUGCCGAUAAUCCUCCAUUGUGUAUUUAUGGACACCGAGAAAAGUUUAGAAGAAGAAAACAAGAUCAAGCAUGUUUUGUCAACAAAUUGUUUGAAGAUGUUAAAGUUAUCGAUGAACCUUGUCCAUGCAUUGACUUGGAUUUUGAAUGUGCUCUUGGUUUUAAACUGUCUCCAAAGGAUCAGCAUAUUUGUAUUCCUGAUCCUGCUCAACUUGCCAAUAUGUGCAAAGGUCAGAAAGAACUCAAGCUUGAAGACAAAGUAUUGAUUGAUGGUGACAAGUGUGAUUUAGGUAAGAAAAAGCUCUCUGAUUUCAUAGUUAAAGAAACCAUUGAUUGUACAAAGUACAAUAAUGAUAAGGAAAAGCCAGGAAAUACACAUGAUAUUGUGGUCAAUGUCAAUGAAAUUGAAGGUGAACUUGUUCAGUACGCUUAUAUUGAUGAAUCCAAACAGUUUGGUGCUGAUAAUAUCGUAUUGAAGUCAAGUGACAAUCACGUAUAUGUGUCAAAUAGUGGAGGAGUUUCGUUUGUUAGAGUACCUAUUCCAGAUAAGAUUGUUGCAUUCUACACGGGUCCUAUUCCUGGACAAGUUAUUCUCAUUACCGAAUCUAAAUUAAUUUAUGUUUCUCGUGAUGGGGGGGCCACAUUUAUUAAACAACAAGCUCCAACACCUCCACAUCCAUUGGUUCCACGAGCUGUUGCUUUCCAUACUUCAAAUCCUGACAAAUUUAUUUGGUUUGGUGGAGAUUGUGAACUGCAAAGUGAUUGUCCUGUCACUGCAUAUAUUACUGACAAUUCAGGACUGGAUUUCUUUAAAGUGCCAUUGAAAAAUGUCCAAACGUGUGAUUUUGUCGGUGCAGUAUUUGAAAAUCCAGUUGAAGACUUACUUUUCUGUGCAAGCAGAGAUGGUGAUAAUAAAUUGAAAUUAGUUUCCUUAACUGCUGGUUCAAAUGAAGAGCCUAAAGUGUUGUACCCUCAUAUUGUUGGUUAUGCCAUUACUGGUAACUAUGUUGUGGUUGCUACUGUCAACCAAAAAGAUGAUAAGAGGACCACUCUUGAAGCAAAGGUCACAGUCGACGGGAAAGUCUUUGCUGAUGCUGAUUUCCCUCAUGAUUUCCAACUUGAUUCUCAACAAGCUUACACAAUUCUUGAUUCUAAAACCAAAGCGAUUUUCUUGCACAUGACUACAAGCCUUGAACCUAAUUUUGAAUAUGGUGCUAUUCUUAAAUCUAAUUCAAACGGUACUUCAUAUGCUCUUGUUUUGGAUGCAGUUAAUAGAAACCGUGAAGGAUAUGUAGAUUAUGAUAGGAUCGACGAUGGCUUAGAAGGAGUGAUUAUCAGUAAUAUUGUAGCCAAUCCCGGGGCUAAGAAUAGCAAGAAACAGAUACAAACUAUGAUCACACAUAAUGAUGGUGGUGAAUGGAAUUUCUUGUUGCCACCAGCUGUUGACUCAAAGAAUCAAAAAUACAAAUGUCAAGGAAGUAAAUGUCAUUUGCACCUUCAUGGAUUCACAGAACGGGCAGAUUACAGAGACACAUACUCUUCAGGAUCGGCAACUGGAUUCUUGAUUGGUGCUGGAAAUGUGGGUGAAUAUUUGGAAGAUUAUGAUAAAUCAUCUACUUUUAUGAGUAAAGAUGGAGGUGUAACCUGGAAGGAAAUAAAACAAGGAAAUUACAUGUGGGAAUAUGGAGACCAUGGAACCAUUUUAGUAUUGGUCAGCAACUACGAAGAAACCAAUACCUUGUUGUACUCCUUAGAUGAAGGUGAAUCGUGGAUUGAAUAUAAGUUUGCCGAUAGUAAAGUCAGAGUGCUUGAUUUGGCCACUGUUCCAACUGAUACCUCGAGAAAGUUUGUAAUUUUUGCUAAAGAUGGAGAUCAAAGAAAGACACUAGCAUACUCGAUAGAUUUCACAAAUAUUCAUCCUCGUCAAUGUCAAUUGGACCUUGAUCAUCCAGACAAGGAUGAUUAUGAAUAUUGGUCACCUAUGAACCCAAGUAGCCUUGAUGUUGAAGAACCUAAAUGUUUGUUUGGACAUGAAGCCAAAUAUUUACGUCGUGCCAAAGGUCAUUAUGAUUGUUUUAUUGGAAGUGCACCAGUAAAGGAUGGUUUCAAAGUUAUUAGAAAUUGUUCCUGUACCCGUCGUGAUUAUGAAUGUGAUUACAACUACUACAGGGAUACUGAUAACACGUGUAAAUUGGUUAAGGGGUUAACUCCAGAAGAUAAGAAAAAGGAAAUGUGUGAGAAACCAGGAGCAUUUGAAUAUUUUGUAUCUACUGGAUAUAGAAAAAUUCCAUUAACUACCUGUGAAGGUGGGAAACAAUUUGAUAGCUGGAAUCCACUUCCAUGUCCAGGCAAGCAAAAGGAAUUCAACCAUCAUUAUGGAACUGAAGUUACUGGUCAUAAGCUUUUCUUGCUUUUGUUUGUUCCUCUUGUGAUUUUCCUCGGUGCAUUUUGGUUUGUUUAUGAUCGUGGUAUCCGUAGAAAUGGAGGUUUUAAAAGGUUGGGACAAAUCAGAUUGGAUGAUGACGAAAAUGGAUUUGAUCCAAUUGAGAACAAUCAAGUGGAUGUAAUUGUUAAUCGUGUUGUCAAGGGUGGUAUAUUUGCAGUAGCUAUUACUGUAGCUACAUUCAAGACUAUUAUCAAAAUUGAUAAGAUGAUAUUUGAGAGAAUGACACUGGUGUUCUUAGGUCGUGCUCCAGGAAGAAGAAAUUAUGUCAAUGUGCCAGAUGAAUUUGAAGAUGAAGAAGCUGCAUUGUUUGGGGACUAUGAUGAUGAUGAAGAAGAAUUACAAGAUGACACCAGGUUGAGUGAACAAACCUUUAGGGAUGAUGAUAUUGUUGAUAUUGAACAACAUGAUCAACAGGAACAAGUACCUGCAGAUGAAAGACUUUUUGAUAUUGAAUCAGAAGACGAUCUUCCUAUAGUAACUCCUGAGGAGUAG
Spathaspora passalidarum NRRL Y-27907 is the source of this 4656-nucleotide messenger RNA. RefSeq names its product type I sorting receptor (gene PEP1). Gene Ontology annotation, molecular function: protein binding. Gene Ontology annotation, biological process: Golgi to endosome transport; protein targeting to vacuole; Golgi to vacuole transport. Bases 1 to 4656 code for a protein of 1551 amino acids. The record is from RefSeq and is a predicted model, not a curated record. Gene Ontology annotation, cellular component: Golgi apparatus; membrane. The transcript has a single exon. Lineage: Eukaryota; Fungi; Ascomycota; Pichiomycetes; Serinales; Debaryomycetaceae.